Molecule: messenger RNA, 1188 nt
Organism: Cetraspora pellucida
Lineage: Eukaryota; Fungi; Glomeromycota; Glomeromycetes; Diversisporales; Gigasporaceae
Source: the annotation of a GenBank genome assembly
AUGUUGAUGACACAGGCCAGAAGACAAUCAAGGAAGCGUGUUGAUACUCAGAAGAAGAAUGGUCCUAUGCAACGCGGUCAACAGAAGAUAAAACUUCUAAUGAACAAGCCGCGUGGUGUUUUACCACCUUUACCGCUUCCCUACCCUCCUCAAGUACAACUACAAAAAAUGGUGGCUAAACUUGCAUCAAAACCAAAGCUUGCGAGGUUUCCAAAUGCGUUCAUUAUGUACAGAAAUGAAUACGUUCAAUUUUUGAAGGCUAAAGGUCUUCAUCUUUCAAUGACAGAAUUAUCACCGAUGAUAGCGGCUGCCUGGAGGCAAGAGCCUGAAUAUGUUAAGGAUGCUUAUACCCGACUUUCAGGUGAUGCUGAAAAGUUAUAUGUUCGAAUGGCUGCCAAUGUACAACCAGAAAUUAAAUAUAAAUUUCCAGUACAACGUCAUCCUUCUUUUAAUGAAUAUACAAACGAUGAAAUUACAAUUAUGCAACACAAGGACAAUGAAAGAUCUAAUGACAACGUUAUCAAAUUUGGGAAUAGCGUUGCAUCUGAAUACAACCAACUUUUACAAUCAUCGUCUAUUCCUGAUUUGAAAGGUUUUCCUCGUGAUGUAAAUAAUGAUUCUAAUUCGAGGACUUUCUUGGAACGUUCGUCAUCAGCCUUUGAUGGUCGCGAUCUUUCUGUUAUCAAUGCAACCAUGAAUGCGCAAUCUUUUGAUCCAUCCUACAUGAAGCAAGAAAAUUGUUUUAUCCAGGAAGCUCCUUACAUUCCUUAUUCACAAAUUCCUAAUAUUAGCCCAUCAUCGUCUCGAAAUUCAUCGACAGAUUCAUUGUUAUGUGGCGAACUUAGGAUUCCAUCAUCCGAGGAAUUAAUUCUCGGAUCUUUGCCAUCGCCUGCUUUGACAAUACCUUGUUCAGAAUUUUCAUUUCCAUUCUCUCCGACUUGCAUUAAUUGCAGUAGACAUUAUUAUGAUCAACAAAACUUUACUGCGUUUGAAAGUGAAUCUUCGUCAGUACAAUCGUCUGAUUUCUAUCCUCUUUCACCCGUAUCACCUACCCUUACAUUUACUGAUGAAUCUCCCAUGCGAUCGCCAACAUUUAAUGAAUUUGAUAUCACGACAGAUUUGUACUAUGUUAUAGAUUCUGCACUUUCCUUUGGUCCUUACGGAACACCCACUUCCAGAAGUGUUUAA